Messenger RNA from Mucor mucedo, 1091 nucleotides. RefSeq lists its product as uncharacterized. The record is from RefSeq and is a predicted model, not a curated record. Lineage: Eukaryota; Fungi; Mucoromycota; Mucoromycetes; Mucorales; Mucoraceae. The transcript has a single exon. Bases 54 to 767 code for a protein of 237 amino acids.
UUUUUUUUUUUUUAUUUAUUUUUUUAUUCUGUUUUAUUUUAUUUUUUUACAUAAUGUUAUACAACAAUUCCGCUACAACUUUACACCAUUUUGAUUCAGUAAAAUGGAAGAGAAGAUUUUUUAAUUUAUCGCAUAAGCUCCAUCGCUCAAAUAAUAGUCACUGGAAUGCAGCUUCAUCAGCCACAGCCAUGGCUGCAGCAACAGAGAAAUAUAUUAGACAUAAGAAAAAUUCACCUACGGAAGCUUCUGAAAUUGUAAUUCAUUCAGAGGAUUUAACCGCGAGUCAGUUUGCAAAUUUGACAGGAAUUAAAACAAAGAAAAACCCAGUGUAUUACUCUUCAUCAUCAGCUGGUGAUAUGUACGUAGAAGAAGAAGAUUCGGAUGAAGAAGAUGACGAAGAUUCCCGUGAUUUCUAUACUGCAAGCGUAUCUUCAUCUCAUAAACAAAAUAAUCAGCCGGCAAUGAAAAUUUGGGAUUCCCAUUUUUGGCAAGAUAACAAUCAACGUAAAAGUUUACCCUCAAUUCCAUUGAACACAUCCGUUUCCAUGAAUGAAAUUGCCUCCGAAAAAUUAUGCUCACAGCCAUUAAGUAGACAUAUCUCAGAACCUGGGGGUGCUAGAGUUCCCAGUAUGAUCCAAAAAGGCAGAUUUAAAAUUGUUUGGGGAGGCGACGACAAUGAACCAAUUGUCAGACCAGAAUCUCAUUGUGUAGAGUGGAAGCGAAAAAGAGCAAGCAGUAAUAGCAGUGCCGUUACUACUGCUAUUUGAAGAACACAAACAAAUAAUCGAAAAUCUCUAUAUACCAAAAACACACAAAACAAACAAAGCAAACAAUACCCACACUCUUUACAUGUACACACACACACGCUCAUUGUAUCAGGCGCUUGCUUAUUUACAUAAUUUAUACCAGCAUAACAACUUACAACCAAACAAGUGACCUUUUAUUUAUACCCCACUACAUUGUUACCACAACGAAUAUCACCUUACAUGUAUACUUCUUUUUUUUUUCUCUUUUUUUCUUUCAUUAUGAUUUAUAUGAUUAUUAUUACUACUACUAUACUAUGACAUAUGAAGCAAAUCACAAAAAAAAAA